AUGGACAUGGAAACCAUCGAGAUAGUCAUUUCAGAUCAUUUGCAAACUCUCACGUCACUGCACGACACCCUUGCUAAUUUGCGCCUAAACGUGCAAAACACGAAGGACCAGGAAACCCUAGCGUUCGAGAACUACGUUCGUUCCACCCUUAGUAAGCUGGAACAGCUUACAAUGGAUGAGAAAACCAACGUGGUCGACUCAGCCCAUAGCAGGGAACGUAAGCCAGACCUAGAACAUGACAACGUCGGCGAGCGCGAGGGAAUCCAGAUGAUUCAAGAAGAAUAUGACAUCAUUGAAAGAAACACAAGUUUUAUGGAAGGUAUAGAGGAACCUGAAGAGGAGGCGGAGAGAGGAGAUGGAAAAUCCGUCGGUGCGGAAGAAGACUCAGUGGACGAUUUUCUCAAUGAUCUGAUGGAAGAGGACGAUGGAGCAGUGUCUCGAAUUCAACUAGAACUCAGGAACACGGAGCAAGCUAUUCUCGAUUUCGACGGGUUGUUGCGUCAUCUAGAAAGAGAGCGCCUGUGCGCCCCCCCCCCCCCCCGCCCUCGACGGUACGAUCAGGGACACAUUGACAAAGCUCAUCGCUUUAUGAGAUGUGCUUUCAGCAAGGCAUUCGGACAUCAUUACUCCGACUCCUGCACGGUGGUCCGCGGUGUAGCGAGUAGAAACCAGCUUGUUGAAAGCAACAGAAGAUUCAAGCAAUGUCUUGAAGUGAUUUGCGUCCGAGGACUCGCGUGUAAGAAAAACCUUACUACUUUCUUCUACUGCCGUCUAGUCGAGGCCACCAUAGCGCACUCUGCGAAUUCCCGGACUUCUUUGACACCAUCCGUUCACGGAAAGCGAAUGCACACGAAGGAGGGUGGGAAAGCUUUGCAAAACUGUUACGCUUACGAGAAGAAUUGGCCUUUCUUGAGAACCACCCUAAAAUAUCUCAUCCUUAAAAGUCAUGCGCCUUCACCUAGUUGUUGGAAACACACCUACAUCGCGAGGGCUCUUUCCUACGCCAAUAACAGCCUGCGCCUUCCCUUUUUUCGUUAG
Molecule: messenger RNA, 1038 nt
Organism: Haemonchus placei
Lineage: Eukaryota; Metazoa; Nematoda; Chromadorea; Rhabditida; Trichostrongylidae
Source: the annotation of a GenBank genome assembly